UAAGUGGAAUACAAGAAUCUUCACUUUAACAAUGGAAAACAACCAAGUUUCUAUAUAUAGUCAAAUCUGUGUUGCCCUAUUUAGCUUUUUGCUAAUUUAAACUUUAUAUAGAUUAUUAUUGAAAGAACAAAAACCAUGAGUAGAGGUGGAAGUUAUGGUGGUGGUCAAAGCUCCUUGGGUUACUUGUUUGGAUCGGACGAAGCAGCGAAUCAUAAUCCUCCACUUUCUCCUUCUCCUUCUCCUUCUCCUACUAAAAUCAUCAUCCCACCAUAUGGUACUGAUAUUCAAGUAGAGGAACCAGCUGUAGUGUCUUCUUCACCAAAGCAACACAACAACAACUAUCAUAGAGCUCAAGGCCAAAACUCUGGCAAUUUCAUCACUGAUCGGCCAUCAACAAAGGUGAUUUCUGCACCUGGAGGAAGUUCUUCACUUGGGUACUUGUUUGGAGAUAAGUGAUCGUCCCCUAAUACGUACCUAGAUCUGUGCUCUAAAAUUAUUAUAAUCUUAAUUAUAAAUCCGAUCCUACCUCAGAUUUAUAUAUCAUUUCAAGUAUCUAAUUGUGUGUUAUUAGAUCUAUUUAAUUUGCAAAUAAAGGGGUUAGCUUUUAGCUUGUGUGCUGCUUAAUUGUGUUGUUUCCUAUGGCUUGCAAUUUCUUAUUUUAAUUCUAGGGUUUUACUGUGUGCAUUUUGUAAUAUUCUUCAAGUAUUGCCUAAGAUAUUUGUAAAAAUUGUACGUGCAUUUCUUAAGCCAAAUCUAAUUUUAAUUAUAACAGCAGGGAGAUGAUCAGA
This is a messenger RNA of Amaranthus tricolor (Joseph's coat), 788 nucleotides long. RefSeq names its product protein SPIRAL1-like 5. Lineage: Eukaryota; Viridiplantae; Streptophyta; Magnoliopsida; Caryophyllales; Amaranthaceae. Gene Ontology annotation, biological process: cortical microtubule organization. Gene Ontology annotation, cellular component: cortical microtubule, transverse to long axis. Bases 136 to 456 code for a protein of 106 amino acids. The transcript has 2 exons. The record is from RefSeq and is a predicted model, not a curated record.